UGACACUCCUCGCUUCUCGCCACUCAGUCACGUCCUUUGUCUAAGUUUCUUACUUUCUUCUUCUCUCUGACUUGAAAUUUCUUUCAGAGGGAAUUUUUGAAAUCCUUCUUGAUUUCUUUGCCCGUUGGUGGAUCCUGAUCCAAAUAACCAGAAAGGAAUUUAUCAAGCUAAGAUGACAACGUUCACGCCCAAGAAUAUCCUGAUUACUGGGGCUGCUGGAUUCAUUGCUUCACAUGUUGCGAAUAGACUCGUCCGGAACUACCCUGACUACAAGAUUGUUGUCCUUGACAAACUUGAUUAUUGCUCCAACCUUAAAAACCUUCUUCCCUCCAACGCUUCUCCCAACUUCAAGUUUGUUAAGGGUGACAUUGGCAGCGCUGACCUUGUGAACUAUCUCCUCAUUACUGAGAACAUCGAUACGAUAAUGCACUUUGCCGCCCAGACCCAUGUUGAUAAUUCAUUUGGCAACAGUUUUGAGUUCACCAAGAACAACAUUUAUGGCACUCAUGUUCUUUUGGAGGCUUGCAAAGUUACUGGCCAGAUCAGAAGGUUUAUCCAUGUCAGUACAGAUGAGGUCUAUGGGGAGACUGAUGAGGAUGCUGUCGUUGGAAAUCACGAGGCCUCCCAGCUCUUGCCCACAAACCCAUACUCGGCCACAAAAGCAGGGGCUGAAAUGCUUGUUAUGGCUUAUGGAAGAUCUUAUGGAUUGCCUGUGAUUACAACCCGAGGGAACAAUGUUUAUGGUCCGAAUCAGUUUCCUGAGAAGUUGAUUCCCAAAUUUAUCCUUUUGGCCAUGAGAGGAAAAACUCUUCCAAUUCAUGGUGAUGGUUCUAACGUGCGAAGUUACCUUUAUUGUGAGGAUGUUGCAGAGGCAUUUGAAGUAGUUCUUCACAAGGGAGAAGUUGGUCAUGUUUAUAACAUUGGAACGAAGAAGGAGAGAAGGGUCAUCGAUGUCGCCAAAGACAUAUGCAAGCUAUUUAACAUGGAUCCUGACAAGAGCAUUGAGUUUGUGGAGAACAGGCCAUUUAAUGAUCAGAGAUACUUCCUUGAUGACCAGAAGCUGAAAAAUUUGGGUUGGUCAGAAAGGACCACAUGGGAAGAGGGGCUGAAGAAGACCAUGGAGUGGUAUACCAGCAAUCCGAAUUGGUGGGGUGAUGUGUCCGGUGCACUAAUUCCUCAUCCUAGAAUGCUGAUGAUGCCUGGUGGAGUAGAAAGACAUUCAGAUGACAAAACUGCUAAGUCUGAAUUCAAUGGAAAUUCUAACCCCACAAAAAUGUUGGUUCCUGCUUCCAAGAACAGCCCUUCACCUCAGAAACCAGCCUUCAAGUUCUUGAUCUAUGGUAGGACUGGGUGGAUUGGUGGUUUGCUUGGAAAAUUGUGUGAGAAACAGGGGAUUCCAUAUGAAUAUGGAAAGGGACGUCUGCAGGACCGUUCAUCGCUUGUGGCGGAUAUACUUGCUGUUAAGCCAACACAUGUGUUCAAUGCUGCUGGUGUAACCGGUAGACCAAAUGUUGAUUGGUGUGAAUCUCACAAGACAGAAACAAUCCGUACUAAUGUUGCUGGUACAUUGACCUUGGCGGACGUAUGCAGAGAGCAGGGGCUCCUGGUGAUUAACUAUGCCACUGGCUGUAUAUUUGAAUAUGAUGCUGCACACCCUGAAGGUUCUGGAAUUGGAUUUAAGGAGGAAGACACCCCCAAUUUCACUGGUUCUUUCUAUUCAAAGACCAAGGCCAUGGUUGAAGAGCUUCUGAAAGAAUAUGACAAUGUCUGCACACUCAGAGUUCGGAUGCCGAUAUCUUCCGACCUGAACAACCCACGCAAUUUCAUUACGAAGAUUUCUCGGUAUAAUAAGGUGGUCAACAUUCCCAACAGCAUGACAAUUUUGGAUGAGCUUCUGCCGAUCUCAAUUGAGAUGGCAAAACGAAACCUGAGGGGCAUAUGGAACUUCACAAACCCUGGUGUUGUCAGCCACAACGAAAUCCUGGAAAUGUACAGGGAAUACAUCGACCCACAAUUCAAAUGGACCAACUUCACUCUUGAAGAGCAAGCGAAGGUCAUUGUUGCUCCUAGAAGUAACAACGAAAUGGAUGCCUCCAAGUUGAAGAAAGAGUUCCCAGAGUUGCUAUCCAUCAAGGAGUCAUUAAUCAAGUUCGUUUUUGGACCAAACCGGAAAACCCCUGUUGCAUAAGUGUUGAAGAAUGUCAACAUGUGGGCUGAUUUGGUAUUUUCUGAGUUGAUAUGCCGUUGGUUACAUUUAUAUGUUAGUUUACUAGCCUCAGCUAAUAUUUUGCUACUCUCUUUACUUUUUAGAAUCUACAAUGGUGGAAUUGGUUCCGGUAGAAUGUGUUAAUUUACAAGCAGUUUUUGGUGUAAGUUGCUCAUUCUUGUCUUCUGCAAGUGUGCUGGCUGUAACAUUUUUUAAACUAUUGAUACUCCUUUACAUAA
Sesamum indicum (sesame) is the source of this 2445-nucleotide messenger RNA. RefSeq names its product trifunctional UDP-glucose 4,6-dehydratase/UDP-4-keto-6-deoxy-D-glucose 3,5-epimerase/UDP-4-keto-L-rhamnose-reductase RHM1. Lineage: Eukaryota; Viridiplantae; Streptophyta; Magnoliopsida; Lamiales; Pedaliaceae. Gene Ontology annotation, molecular function: dTDP-glucose 4,6-dehydratase activity. The record is from RefSeq and is a predicted model, not a curated record. Gene Ontology annotation, biological process: nucleotide-sugar metabolic process.